Xylaria bambusicola is the source of this 2080-nucleotide messenger RNA. RefSeq lists its product as uncharacterized. Gene Ontology annotation, molecular function: oxidoreductase activity. Lineage: Eukaryota; Fungi; Ascomycota; Sordariomycetes; Xylariales; Xylariaceae. The record is from RefSeq and is a predicted model, not a curated record. The transcript has 4 exons. Bases 505 to 1797 code for a protein of 430 amino acids.
CUCGGUGACAGUCUAAUGCAGGUUGUAUCGAACAGGCUAUGAGUUGUGAGGGGUUGGCUCAAACUAACGCCAAAAGCCGAGGUGACGGUCUGUCUUAGCCCUCGCCCUAGACAAGGACCUAAUUUGUAUGUUUAGAUGAGUAAGCAGACCUCACCUUGAAAUGCGACCGAAAGAAUCAGAGGCUGAAUAGUUGAAAAUGAUUGAUGGUGAUUUGGGGAGAUGGCAUGCUGACGACGGAGGCUUGCUCCAAUGAAAGACAUCACGUAGGUAGGAAAGGUGUUCUUGGCGAGCUGAUUUGCGGUGAGUGAGACACAACUGAGAGGCAGCUAAUGCUGACUACAAGGUUGUACCAUUCCUACUCUCGACUAGCAUAGAAUCCUUCUUUGUUGUCUCUAGGUCUCACGUAAUAGGUUGCCAGCGGAUUCAAAUAUACGUACGGACCCCAACUACCAUCGACAACCGUGGGAGAUCUCCAUCCAACCCGCAUCGAUAUCGCAGCGCAACAUGAACAUCUCCGACGCGGGCUCAUUGGCUGAGCUAUUGGCCACAAUCACAUCGAUUCGGACCUCAACGCUGCCUUCAUUGUCGUCAUGGAGGCAGUAUGUCGUCCCGGUUGCGCUUGGGUACGUGGUCCUUUGUCGCGCGCUGCGCUAUCGCGGAGAGAAACGGUUGCGCCGUCGCAUGGGAUUCCCUAAGGGCUGUAGUCGCGAGGCGCUUUCGCGUAUGACGAAUGAGCAGGCACAGGAGAUCAUCAAGUAUCUCGCUGCCAAUGAGUUUCCCGAAUUUCAUCAUUUGUCGUUGGAAUUUGGUCUUUUCAAAACAUAUGGAGUUGAGUCCAUCAGUCGGUUACUGCUAGCUACUAGGAACUUGACAGAUCCCGUGAAAAGUCUGAAGAGGUACGAAGACACGGCAGCUCUGAUAGGUGAAUUUAUGGUCAACCCACCCAACUCAGAACGGACAAUCAAGGCACUAGCCCGCAUAAACUUCCUACACAGCAAGUACAUCAAAGAAGGCACAAUCUCAAACGAGGACCUCGUCUAUACGCUUUCAGUGUUCGUGACAGAGCCGCCGCGGUUCGCGCGUCUAUACGAGUGGCGUGCCAUGAAUGAAAUGGAGCGCUGUGCGUAUGGUGUGUUCUGGAAAAAGGUUGGCGAGGACAUGGGUAUCUCCUAUAAGGGGGUACUUUCGAAAGACACUUGGCACGAUGGCAUUGAGUGGUUCGAUGACAUCUCUGCGUGGGCCAAACGCUACGAGGUAGACAAAAUGAAGCCUAGCGAAGUCGCCAAUAAACCUGCUAAGGCGCUGAUUCCCAUGCUUACUUAUUGGGUGCCGUGGUUCGCGAAACCAUUCGUUCAGGAGGCGGUCUGUGUGCUGAUGGGCGAUCGCGUGCGAGAAGCAUUCAUGCUUCCUGAACCAGGUAUUGUGGCAGCCACUACAGUAUACUCUGCUCUCCUGCUUCGUCGUCUGUUUCUCCGUUAUCUCAGUCUGCCACGCUUUUCCGACGUGAAGCGUCAUGGAGAUGUGGAUCCCAAGACUGGACGCUACCACCUUCACUUUUCAUACGGAAACUACCCGUUCUAUGUCAAGCCUACAUUCUGGAAUCGUUGGGGACCAAGGGCUUUGGCGAUAUGGCUUUACGGUGGCAAGGUUCCUGGUGAUAACCCAGAGGAGUAUCUGUCCCAGGGGUAUAUGUGGACGGACUUAGGACCGCGAAACAGGAUGGGACUCGGCGUAGAAGAGAUGGAGACUGAUCUUCAGAGAUUGAAGGCUAGUAAUAGGGGCGGUUGUCCAUUCUAGGGCUCAUUGAUCUUUGGGCUACCUAUUUACUUCUGAUGUGUUCCUCAACAGAACUAUACAGUGCUCUGAAGGUAAAAUUUAUCAUCUUUCUGAACUAUCUCGUACCGCGUGCGUGUCAACUAGUGUGGUCCAUACCACACCAGGAAUCUCUAGUUCUCCCCCCUACAAUCGCAACUAGGGGCUGAAAUGGGGAAAAAGAGUUUGUGAUCCCUCAAUUUACACAGUUUUCAUUCGGGCACAUGCAGAAAUGUAGAUAAUGGGUAGAGAAAUCAACUAUUCUUUU